AUGAGAUUCAGUUUUGCGUUUAGUAUUUUAUUCGGAGUAUUCUCUUUAUUAGAUGGAAAAUGUUUCCGACGGGACUAUACCUAUUACGCGGAUGCUGGGGGCUACUUAAAACUGCACGAGAUACCUGCAAAUUGGCAGGAAGCCAGACUACGGUGUCACCUUGAAGGUGCCAAGUUAGCAUCUCCUUUAACUAGUGGAUUAAGUUUAGCAAUGAGAAAAAAAAUGGAGAGGGAAGGUGUACUUAAAUGUGGAGUAUUUACUGGUAUACAUGCAUCCUUCUCUAGAGGCGACUUUCAUUCCAUCGAAGGUGUGCAUUUGUCAAGAAUCCCUCACAAAUGGGCAAAAGAUGAGCCAGAUAACUAUAACGAUAAAGAACAGUGUAUAAUGAUGCUACCAAGUGGAGAACUGGCUGAUGUGAACUGCUCCGAGCCUUUGCCUUACUUAUGUUAUUACAAGAGUAGCGAAAGUGUUAUGUUGAAUGGAUGCGGUACUGUAGAUCCUCAAUACGAGCCAGAUGUUCGCACUGGAAGUUGCUACAAAUUUCAUACUGUACCUCGGACUUGGUCGAGGGCCUUCAUGACUUGCACGGCUGAGGGUGGAUAUUUGGCGAUAAUCAACAGCGAGAUAGAGUCUCAGGUGAUUAAAGAAAUUUUCGCCAAGCAUCCUGGUGGGUCGAUGCCGGGAUCCUUAUGGAACAAUGACGCUUUUAUGGGUUUCCAUGAUUGGGGCGAACACGGAGAGUUUUUAACAAUACAAGGUGAAACACUAAAAAAAGCAGGUUAUGACAAAUUUUCGCCAGGUGAGCCAAAUAAUGCCACGACUGGACAAUUUUGUGGCGCAGUGUACAGAAAUGUUGGACAACGUUUUCGAUGCGACUAUACCUAUUACUCUGAGAUUGAGGGCUAUUUAAAGCUUCAGGAGAUACCUGCGAACUGGCACGAAGCACGGUUACGAUGUCACCUGGAAGGCGGCCAGCUAGCGUCUCCUAUAAAUAACAUGUUUAAUUCAAUUAUGCGACUGUACAUGGAUAAAAAUAGCAACAUCAAAAAUGGGGUCUUUACUGGUAUACAUGCAACGUUUUCUAGGGGUGACUUCCAUACCAUUGAAGGUGUACCUCUUUCAAUUAUUCCGCAUAAAUGGGGGCCGUAUGAGCCAAACAAUCUGAAUGAUGAAGAGCAGUGUAUAACGAUGUCAUCGAGUGGUGAAAUUUCUGAUGCGGAUUGUACUGAGACUUUGCCUUACUUCUGUUAUAAGAAGAGCCCCAAAAACGUUCAUUUUACUAUAUGCGGAACCUCAGAUCUUGAAUACAAGUUCGAUGAGCGAACCGGAAGCUGUUACAAAUUCCAUACUGUACCUCGAACUUGGUCGAGGGCGUUCAUGACUUGCACGGCUGAGGGCGGAUACUUGGCCAUAAUCAACAGCGAGAAAGAGUCUAAAGUCAUCAAAGACAUUUUCUUGAAACAUCCCGCCAUUUCGAUACCAGGUGUCUUUUGGAAGGAUGUCGCUUUCGUGGGUUUCCAUGACUGGGGCGAGCAUGGAGAGUUUUUGACAAUACAAGGUCAAACACUUACAGAAGCAGGAUACGCUAAAUUUGCACCGGGUGAGCCAAAUAAUUCAACGACAGGAGAAUUUUGUGGUGCUGUGUAUAGAAAUGGUAUGUUCGACGAUCUCUGGUGUGAGAAUAGAUAUGCUUUCAUAUGUGAGAAAGAUCCAUUAAAUUUAGUAUGUGAAAUGUUAGACUAU
Molecule: messenger RNA, 1743 nt
Organism: Brenthis ino (lesser marbled fritillary)
Lineage: Eukaryota; Metazoa; Arthropoda; Insecta; Lepidoptera; Nymphalidae
Source: the annotation of a GenBank genome assembly